Molecule: messenger RNA, 6589 nt
Organism: Gopherus flavomarginatus (Mexican gopher tortoise)
Lineage: Eukaryota; Metazoa; Chordata; Testudines; Testudinidae
Product: zinc finger protein 436-like
Exons: 4
Coding region: 93-1358 (421 amino acids)
Biological process (GO): regulation of transcription by RNA polymerase II
Molecular function (GO): DNA-binding transcription factor activity; RNA polymerase II cis-regulatory region sequence-specific DNA binding
Source: RefSeq, a predicted model, not a curated record
CUCUCUCCGGGGCCUGGAACCAGCCCCUGGGGCAGCCCUGGGCUCUGCAGACACCAGCCCCUGAGCCGGAGCCUGCAGGCUGCAGAACACCCAUGUCUUGCUCCAGAUCAUCCCAUGCCCUCCUGAGACAAGGAAAGGAAAUGGCUGCAGUGGAGCCAGUGACCUUUGAGGAGGUGGCUGUGUAUUUCUCUGAGGAGGAAUGGGCUCUGCUUGACCCGAGUCAGAGAGCCCUCUACAGGGAUGUGAUGCAGGAGAAUUAUGAGACCGUGAUCUCUCUUGCAGGAUUUCCAAUUUCCAAACCUAAUGUGAUCUCCUGGACGGAGCGAGGGGAGGAGCUGCGGGUCCCAGAUCUCCAGGGCUCUGAGGAAGGGAAGCGUAUCAGCAACAUCCACACAGCGGAGAGGACAGUGAAUGAGACCAGUGAGGAGAGUCUUCAGCAGGAAGGUCCCGAGCAAAUGGCACUGUGUGGGAUGUUAUGGGGAAGAUCUGAAGGGCAUGUUUCCCAGAGUCCUGAACAGAGAGAAACCUGUAAGAGGCAGCACAAGCCAGAAAGGCAGCGGGUAAACCAUCCAGGGGAGGGACGCGGUAAAUCCUCUCACAGGAGCAGAGGGCUGAAAAGAAACAAAGAAACCGAUCAACAGAAAAUCCCCCAUGAAGAGGGACUCUACACUUGCAGUGACUGUGGGAAAAGCUUCUGUCAGCACUCAAGUCUUAUUGAACAUCAAAGAACCCACACAGGAGAGAAGCCCUUCAACUGCUCUGACUGUGGGAAAAGCUUCAGUCGAAGCUCAUACCUUAUUAAACAUCAGAGACGACAUACAAGAGAGACGCCUUAUAACUGUCCUGAAUGUGGGAAAUGCUUCAGUCAGAGCUCAGACCUUGUUAGACAUAGGAGAAUCCACACAGGAGAGAAACCCUAUAACUGCCCUGACUGUGGGAAAAGCUUCAGUCAGAUCUCAGACCUUGUUAGACAUAGGAGAAUCCACACAGGUGAGAACCCCUUCAACUGCUCUGACUGUGGGAAAAGCUUCAGUCGGCGCUCAAAUCUUAACAGUCAUCGAAUGAUCCACACAGGAAAGAAACCAUAUAACUGCUCUGACUGCAGGAAGAGGUUCAGUCAGCGCUCAUACCUUAUUAAACAUCAGAUAAUACAUACAAGAGAGACACCCUGUAACUGCUCUGACUGCGGGAAAAGGUUCAGUCGAAACUCAUACCUUAUUAAACAUCAGAUACUACAUACAAGAGAGAAACCCUAUAACUGCUCUAACUGUGGAAAAAGCUUCAGUGAAAGCUCACACCUUAUUGCACAUCAGAAAAUUCACACAAGACAGAAACCCUAUAACCUAAGUUCCCUCUAAGCUUCAGAGCUGCGCAGCAGGCUAUCAAGGGCUGGCCAGGUGAGGAGAGGCCCCUCUUCCCCGGCCCCAACCCCAGAGCUAUUGUGGAUGGUUGAGAGGUGCAUCUCCCUCCGCCCCAGAGCUAUCACGGACGGGGAGAGACAGAGAGGCACUCUCUCUCCUGGACCCGGGCUGGUGUGGCAAGAGAGGGCUGGGGGGAGUUCUUUCUCUUUGGGGCAGCCUGCAUGCCAAACCCCUUAUCCCUGGCCCCACACCAGAGCCUGCACCCCCAGCCAGAGCCCUCACCCCCCCAUACUCCAACUCUCGGCCCUAGCUCUGAGUGCCCCCCCACUCUCUGAACCACUCGGACCCUGCCCCCGCCACACAUCACCUCCAUAUUGGUGCACAUAACAAAAUUCAUUCCCGACAUGGAUGUAAAAUAUUAGAAUGAACAUUGCCAAUAACUGCUCUGAUUGCAGAACAAAGUUCAAUCAGAGUUGAUACCUUAUUGAACAUCAGAGAACGCACACAGGCGAGAAUCCCUUUAACUGCCUUGACUGUGGGAAAAGGUUCAGUCGGCGCUCAAAUCUUAACAGAUAUCGUAUAAUCCAACCAGGAGAAAAACCCUUCAACUGCUCCGGCUGUGAGAGAAGCGUCAGUGAAUGUUCACAUCUCAAUUCACAACAGAGAAUUCACAUAGGACAGAAACCCUAUAACUGCUCUGACUGCAGGAAAAGGUUCAGUUGGAGUCAUACCUUUAUAAAACAUCAGAUACUACAUACGCAAACGAGAUCCUAUAACUGCCCUGAUUGCAGGAAAAGCUGCAGUGAGAGCUCAGACCUUGUUAGACAUAGGAGAAUCCACACAAGAGAGAAACACUUCUACUGCUAUGACUGUUGGAAAAGGUUCACAAAGCUCAAGCCUUAUUGAAUGUCAUGGAACCCACACGAGAGAAACCUUGCCGAUGCAAAUAGAAAAAAGCUUCAGUCAGUGCUUACACAUUCAUUCACAUCAGAGAACCCAAAGAUGAGAAAGCCCCUAUGAAUUUUCAAGUGCAGGAAAAGCCUCAGUUGGACGUCAGUCGUUGUUGCCCACCAGAGAAUCCACACAGGGAAGAACCCUUUAAAUGCCCUGAAUUUAGGAAAUGUUCAGUGAGAGCUCAGCCCUUAAUAAACCUCAGAGAACCUGCAGGGAAGAGUGCUCUGAGUCCGAAAGAGCCUUCUAGCACAACUCAUCCCUCAUGAGAUGUCUGAGAAUCCACCCAGGACACACAUCAUAAAAGUGUGCUGGCUAGGGAUGAGCAAAGUGAAUAACAUUUUUGCUUAUCCCUACAAAUCUCAGAAGGUCUGUCAUGGCUGCAGUAGCCAUGUAGUGAGGACAUGCAACAUUAUUAAAGCAGAGAAUGAAAUGUCCUUCCUAGAACAGAGCUAUGCAGAGCUAGAGGCUGAGAUGAGAUUCCCACAUUAUGAUAGAACUUGAUUAUGACUUGCUGGGAAAUCUGAAUGUUUUGUGUUCAGCCUCUUCAUUUCAGUUUGAUGUUAUACACCUAAACCUAUCUUUUUCUUGUCUGCUGUGACUUCUCAUUCAUCCCUGAUAGAGUUUUUAGGCUGGAAUCCACCAAAGGACUUAAGUCUUGUGACACUGAGUGUUGCAAAUACGUAACUUUUGGGUACCUUGAGUAUCAGAGAAACAGCAGUGGGAUCCACAAGGACUUGAGUUAUGUGAUCAAGCCCCUUAUAAAAUGAAUGAGGAGAGAGAGGUGCCUUAGAAUGCAAUCCCCAAAUCCCUUCAUACUACAUGGGAUGCCAUGUAAGGUAACCAGUGUAGCAUGCUGACAAGGAUGGUAUGUCCUAAGCCCCGCCCCUUUAAUGGAAAUAGGCACAUAUCUCUGUUUCCAAUUCAUGAGUCAUGGAAGUGAGAUGAUGCUCUGAUGAUAGAACGAUAGACAUUUUGAGAGGCUGCCUAACAGCAGUGUGGGAAUCUCCUUUAUAACCUUUUGUUCAGAGAUUAGGGUACUCACCCAAGAUAUGGGAGACCAAUUCAAGUCCCCUCCCCACCUAAUCCAAGGGUUUAGAACAGGGAUCUGCCACCUCUCAGGGAAGUGCCCUAGCCUCUCAGCUCUCAGAUAUUCUGGUAUCUGAAUAUCUCAAUCUGUCUUAGAACCAAAAGUCAUUAGCUCAAGACAGAAAGUGAAAAUGACCCUAUAGACUGGUGGUUAGGGCACCCAUGUGUGAGGUAGAUAUCCCUGAGUCCAGUCCCCAUGCUCCAAUGACUCUCUAAGUGUCCCUGAAGACAAAAUCCUAAAUCCUGCCAUGAAGAAGAUUACAGAAAUUCCAGCUGCUAAAAAGUUCACAAAGGUUUAAGAAAUCAAUUGUUAUUGCUAAAAUUCCAUAGGGAAUUUCUGUGCUUAAGGGAAGUUGGAAUUUGGCCUUGAAGAAGAUAGUUAUUGCUUUCCUAGAAUAUUGAACCUAUUGGAGUUCAGUUCUGUUCCAUAAAACUGGACUCUUGGGCUGGUAGGUGCUGUUAACUGAGAAGUACUCAAGUCAUAUAAACCCAACAACUUCCAUCCAACUAUGAAAAAGAUCCUAAUUUCAAAAAGAAAAGAGUUAGAAAUAGUAAAAGUAUUACAGUCUUAAAAGUGCUUUAGAUUGGGGAAAAUUCUUCUAAACAGAAACUGGAAUGAGUUAUAGGAUUUCACUGUGACACCAUUGUAACUAAAACUGACUCGGUGCUGUUUGAAACUGCAUGCUUUCACAUGUAACGUUCACAUCCUGGGUAAGCACUCUAACCGCUGGGCUAAAAGCUAGGAGGGAAACCAUCUCCUUUCACCCUCCCACAGCCUCCUGGCUGUUUUAUGUGGAGCAAGUCAGCUUCUGACCAUGCCUACCAGAUUGGGCCUCUGCCUGCCUUCCCCUGGUUUGUGAAUUACACUGGCGCUUAGGAGAGAAAAAAGAGCUUGAUUGCCUGGAGUGAGGCAGCCUGGUGCAUGCCCAGAAGCAGGAACGAAGGCAUCUAGAAUAUUCUUACUGCAAAAACAUAGGUGCCAAGUGAGUUUAAGAGCCUACAGGGAUAGAUGACAAAUGAGUGAGAGUGUUGUAAUCACAGGGGUGCCUAGAAAGGUGUCUAGGAACCUUUGUAAAUCCUGCCCCCCACCCCCAGUACAAUUGAUACAUACAGACGCAGAGAUGGGCUCAGUUAGGUUGUCAAUAUGAUGUCCUGACUUGGCUCUGGGCACUAAGACAGGACAAUGGUUUAUUUGUGACUUUUUUGCUUUGAACCAGGAAGAAUUGGUGAUUCAUGUACCCCAAAUUUUGUAUGCAUUAUUCUAACCAUUUUCAGCUAGAGACAUCUAAAUGCUGCUGAAUUUCAAGCUGUAGUAAUCAUAUGACUGAAUUUCAUUUAAGAAUCAGUCUUAGCCUAAGAAUAUUAAUGAUUUUGCUAGAUUUUGUUAAAUUGACACUGAUUUAAUUCCAUUGUCCCAUCCACCCUAUCUAGUUUUGUCCAAUUUCAUUUUUUGUUUAAAAGUUUUAAUAUCAAGUCAAGUUAGAGUUUUAAAUUGAGUUAACCAAAUAUAAAUUCCGUGAAGUAUUUGAUACUAGGGCCAUGUUUAAACUACAAACCUUAGUCGAUGCAAGUUGCAUCAAGAUAAAGAUGCCUCAGCAUAUCACUUGCACACAUGCAGACAUGGCUCCUUGUAGCAUGUUGUUCAGCAUGCCCUCUGCAGCAUGUCCUUUCCUUUUUCUGUGUUUUUCCUUCGGAGCAGGGAUCAGGAUAGUAACUGUGAUGGGUUGGAUCACAGAACCUGUCUUGGGAGCCACCACCUGGUGUGCCAAGACUAUUUCUACCCCUGCUUUCCCUGCCAUCUCAGGACUCCAGAACCCUGUCUUGCUGAGCCAGACACACCCAUCUGCUCCAACAAAGACCCAGGGUGUGAAUUACUUGCCCAAAACUGAAGAUUUGCCUGAAACCAGCUAACAGAAGUGUGCUUGUCUUUAACACCCAGAUGCCCAACUCCUGAUGGGUCUAAACCCAAAUAAAUCAAUUUUACCCUGUAUAAAGCUUAUGCAGGGUAAACUCAUAAAUUGUUCGCCCUCUAUAACACUGAUAGAGAGAUAUGCACAGCUGUUUGCUCCCCCAGGUAUUAAUACAUACUCUGAGAUAAUUAAUAAGUAAAAAGUGAUUUUAUUAAAUACAGAAAGUAGGAUUUAAGUGGUUCCAAGUAGUAACAGACAGAACAAAGUAAGUCACCAAGCAGAAUAAAAUAAAAUGUGCAAAUCUAUGUCUAAUCAAACUGAAUACAGAUAAGAUCCUCACCAGUCCUUAAAUGCUCCCUUUUACAGACUAAUCUCCUUCUAGCCUGGGUCCAGCAAUCACUCACACCCUCUGUAGUUACUGUCCUUUGUUCCAGUUUCUUUCAAGUAUCCUGGGGGCUGGAGAGGCUCCCUCUUUAGCCAACUGAAGACCAAAUGGAGGGGUCUCCCAGGGUUUUAAAUGGACUUUCUCUUGUGGGUGGAGACCCCCUCCUCACCCCUAUGCAAAGUCCAGCUCCAAGAUGGAGUUUAGGAGUCACCUUGGCAAGUCGCAUGACUCACAGUUUUUACAGGUGGCAUCCAUUGUUUACGUGCUACCUUGAACAUCCUCAAGUAGACUUCUUAUGUGGAUUGGAGCAUUCCAAGAUCCAUUGUCCUUUAAGUGUUUCUUGAUUAGGUACUUAAUUUCAACAUUCCUUUCUCCAGGAACUGACCACAUGCUCUGCUAAGGUUAUUUAGAAAUCAAGCCAGUACACAACCAACAUUCAUAACUUUGAAUAAAAAAAUGAUACAUGCAUACAAAUAGGAUUAAUACAUUCAGUAGAUUAUAACGUUUGAGAUAUGUUACAUGGCAUGUGUAGCAUAAAACACAUUCUAAGCAUAUUUCCAUAAAGCCUUAUGGGAGAUACCGUCACAGUAACUAUGAGUGCAACUCUACAGGCUGUUACCCUGAAGCAAGUCUCCAAUAGGCACAGAAGUGCCUUGUUUAAAAAGGUAGUGGACACAUCUAGAAGAUAUGCAGGUGGCUGAUCACAUUGUGAGCCAAAGGACAUUUUCUGUUGCCUUUAUUCUUUCUGUAUCUUCCGGAACAGUAAACAUGUCUGCCCUGCAAUCUGGUUUUUGUUUGUUUGUUUGUUUUGUUUUGCUUUGUUUUUUGUUUUUCUGAAAUAUUACAAUGCCAUUUUCUUGGAAAGGGGAGGAGAGAGGGCACCAGUGGACUAG